CUUAUAAAAGGCAGUCAGUCGAGAACAUCUUUGGCUCCUCAACAAGUUAGGAAGUUCCCGAGAUACCAGCUCGAAGAAGAAAGGAGACACAACAGUCAAACAUGAGGCUCACACUCAUCGCAGGCUUGUGCCUGGUGCUCUGUCACGUAGGAACAUCCAUGGACAUGGGUUGCUAUUUCACCAACUGGUCCCAGUACAGGCCAGGGACUGGAAAAUACAUGCCCGCUAAUGUCGACCCGUUCCUGUGCACCCACUUGUUCUACGCUUUUGCCAUGAUCAACCAUGCCAAUGAGCUGGUGACCUACGAGUGGAACGAUGAGACACUUUACGCCGCUUUCAACAAUAUCAAGACAGUCAACCCAGCACUUAAGACUCUGCUCGCUAUCGGGGGAUGGAAUUUUGGCACAAGACAGUUCUCCAUCAUGGUCUCCACCCCUGGCAAUCGGCAAAAGUUCAUCCAGUCCAGCAUCAGCUUCCUGAGGAUGUAUGGCUUCGAUGGCAUGGACCUGGACUGGGAGUAUCCCGGCUCUCGAGGCAGCCCUCCAGAGGACAAGCAGUUGUUCACUGCUCUGUGCAGGGAGCUUAUGGCAGCUUAUGAGGCUGAGGGCGCGGCCACAGGAAGGCCCAGGCUGUUGCUCAGUGCUGCUGUAGCUGCCGGAAAGCCCACCAUCGACGCUGGCUAUGAAAUUGCUGAAGUUGCCAAGACCCUGGACUUCAUCAACAUCAUGACCUACGAUUUCAAUGGUGCCUGGGCAACUGGCACAGGCCACAACAGCCCACUGUACCAAGGGUCAGAGGAUAAGGGCGACGAGAUCAACUUCAACACUGACUUUGCCAUGACCUACUGGAGAGACAACGGCACCCCACUGGAGAAGCUCAGAAUGGGCUUUGCCACAUACGGACGCACCUUCCGCCUGACCUCCACCGAUACUGGCGUUGCCGCACCAGCCGGUGGCGCAGCAUCAGCCGGCCCUUACACCCGCGAGGCUGGCUUCUGGUCCUACUAUGAGAUCUGCGGUUUUCUGAAUGGUGCCACUGAGAACUGGAUUGACGAUCAGCAGGUUCCUUAUGCUGUUAAAGGCAAUGAAUGGGUUGGAUAUGACAACAAGAAGAGCUAUGACAUCAAGGUACAAUAUCUGAAGGACAAAAAGUUUGGUGGUGCCUUUGUCUGGGCCCUUGAUCUGGAUGAUUUCAACGGAGAGUUCUGCAGGGAGGGCAAACAUCCUCUCAUGAAGCACCUGAAUUCGCUCCUGGGAAUCAAGUAUCCCCCUCCUCCACCUACCACCACACUUAAGCCUGGCCAGACCACCAAACCCACCACCACCACCACCACCACCACCACACACAAGCCCGGCCCCGGCUUCUGCAACGGAAAGCCCGACGGCUUCCACGCUGACCCAGACAACAAGUCCAACUUCUAUCAGUGCGCUGCAGGAGAAACCUACCCCCACUAUUGCGCCUCUGGCACCGUUUAUGAUUCAAAAUGCCAGUGCUGCAACUGGCCUUAAAAAGCCAGGGAUGGACCCUAACAGUGUAAUGCCAAACUUGCUUUAAGAAUACUGUAUGUGCCACCAUUAUUUGCAAAGAAUUUUAGAGUGAAAACGAUGUCUUAGUGAAAAAGUGAAAAAAUAUGCUUUGGUGCUGUUUGUUGCAUUUUGUUGUGAAACUACAGGGAUGGCCAGUUUGUUCUGUUUCUUGAUAUCUAAAAAUGUAUUUUUAAGAGCUUUACAUUUGAUUCUAAAAUAAAUUAAAAUAAAACA
This is a messenger RNA of Sardina pilchardus (European sardine), 1760 nucleotides long. It is a transcript of the gene chia.2, whose product is annotated as chitinase, acidic.2. The transcript has 12 exons. The record is from RefSeq and is a predicted model, not a curated record. Gene Ontology annotation, molecular function: hydrolase activity, hydrolyzing O-glycosyl compounds; chitin binding. Gene Ontology annotation, cellular component: extracellular region. Gene Ontology annotation, biological process: carbohydrate metabolic process. Lineage: Eukaryota; Metazoa; Chordata; Actinopteri; Clupeiformes; Clupeidae. The coding region runs from base 102 to 1508 and encodes 468 amino acids.